AUGACGUUAAGUCUAAGGACAACGAAUCUUUUUCAACUGAAUCCUUACGAAGUGAGGUACGUGUUGUCAAAGGCCUUAAAUGUGUGGGCUCGACAUUCAAAACUCACUUUCACAGAAGUCGAUAGUGACAGGGCCGAUAUACUCGUGUAUUUUCACAGAGGAAAACAUGGCGACAAUUUUGCCUUUGACGGAAAAGGACAAAUUUUGGCGCAUGCUUUUUUUCCUGGGACCGGUCGUGGUGGGGAUGUUCAUUUUGAUGAAGACGAAAUUUGGUUAACGAGGGAAGAUGAUAAUAAUGAAGAAGGAACAAGUUUGUUUCACGUAGCUGCCCAUGAAUUCGGCCAUUCGUUGGGUUUGUCCCAUUCGUCUGUUGAGGGAGCCCUUAUGUAUCCUUGGUAUCAAGGGAUGCAAAACGGUUUCGACUACGAAUUACCUGAAGACGAUCGACUUGGAAUCCAAUCACUCUAUGGGGUUCACGAAGAUCGUUUAUAUGAGCACAAACCAAGAUGGCAACCACCGCCCCCAACUACAACAACUACCACCACCACCACCACCACAACAACAACGGCUCGCCCCACACAACCACUAAAUCCUUACCCAAGCUACCCCAAUUAUCCUUACACUCCCAAUACCUACCCGCAGAAGCCCAGAUACCCAGAAAAGCCUCGAUACCCCAAUAAAAAUCACUACCCCCGAAAACCGAUGCAUCCUGACAGGAAGCAUUACAAUCCCAAGUUUCACAAUAAACCUUACGGGCCCGACAGGGGUCAUCAUCAUCCUCUAGACAAUCCCAGAAAAGACAGGGAGCCACCGCCACCGCCCAGAAAUAAUCCCAAGGAAGAUUACCCUAAUAGAUACCCUUCGGAAAAUCCCAGUGAUAAAACGCCACCAUAUGGAGAUGAAAAUCCAAAGAACAACCACCCGAAAGAACAAGCUCCCCCUAACACCUGCGACACCUCAUAUGACGCGAUUUCUGUAAUAAGGAGGGAAGUUUUUAUUUUCAAGGAUAAGUGGUUUUGGAGAAUAAGCGAUUCCGGUUUGUUGCCCGGAUAUCCUGCCGAGAUUAGCAGGCUGUGGAGGGGCCUCCCGAAGAACUUCACCCACUUGGAUGCCGUCUACGAGAGGCCCGAUAAUAAAAUCUCCUUUUUCAUCGGUAAACAAUUUUAUUUAUAUUCGGGCAAUAAUUUGGAACGGGGAUACCCUAAGCCACUGACUGCCCUCGGGCUUCCAGAAUCGAUAUCGAAAAUCGAUGGAGCCAUGGUGUGGGGACACAAUGGAAAAACUUACUUUUACAGCGGCAACAUGUACUGGAGGUUUGACGAAGACCUGAUGACAGUCGAGUUGGAUUACCCAAGGGACAUGUCAAUGUGGAGAGGUGUCGGGACUGACAUUGAUGCUGUGUUUCAGUGGAAGGAUGGAAAGACGUAUUUCUUCAAAGGAAAGGGUUUCUGGAAAUUUAACGACCUUCGAAUGAGAGUGGAAAAUGAAGAACAAACCCUGUCGGCGCCGUUUUGGAUGGGAUGUUCUCGUAAUCUGGAGGGUCCCAUGGCGGGAAGCAAAGAACCCUACACUCGCAUUGAUACAGGAAGUGGUAGUAGCAGGUCUACCGUCAACACCGUCUUUGUAACGAUAGGCAUCAUUCUCAAAAUUUACAUGUGUAAUUAUUAAUAGUUAAUUUUCAUCCUAUUAUUUUAAAAAUAGCA
Molecule: messenger RNA, 1703 nt
Organism: Agrilus planipennis (emerald ash borer)
Lineage: Eukaryota; Metazoa; Arthropoda; Insecta; Coleoptera; Buprestidae
Product: matrix metalloproteinase-2
Exons: 8
Coding region: 1-1668 (555 amino acids)
Biological process (GO): extracellular matrix organization; proteolysis; collagen catabolic process
Cellular component (GO): extracellular matrix
Molecular function (GO): zinc ion binding; metalloendopeptidase activity
Source: RefSeq, a predicted model, not a curated record